UCGCAUGUACUCAAAUGUUCCGAGCCGACGUUCAAAAGCCAUAUGUUCCAACUUCGGACGCCAACAAUGAGCUCUCCAGCUUUGCACCUGCGUCCGUCCCAGUCCCGCUCGCACGUGCUUAUUCCAGCUGUUGUCAUGGCGUACGCUCUCGAUACAAAGAUGAGCCCAAUAUUAGCAUUAUUUCAUUCAAUGAAAACCAAGCCUGAUCAAGUUGCAGAAUUCUUGCUUGAGAGCACUCCUACUCAUUUAAAAUAUUGAUUCGAUAAGGCAACGUUCUUGGAACUUGAGACGAAUUUUAUAUCUUGAUUGGAAGAAAUAUGGAAUUAUAGAGUACGAAUUAAAGACAGGCGAUUCGUAUGAUGAUCUCACCGGUCGUCAAUCUUGACAAUGCAAAGGACCGGUCGUCUGCGGGGCGCGGUGUGGGACGGGACGGGGACUCCGCUGCAGGGUUUGUGCGAUUCACGGCGCACGCGGUACGACCCACAGUCACUAGUCAGUGCGACAGUUGGUCGCUCAAGGCGCGGCGCGCGCGCUUCUUUUCCAAAUUCCUUCUACAUUCCUAAAUUAUUUACUAGUCAAAAUGAAGUUUAGUGCAUCCGUUUAUAAACGAAGGUGUUUGUGCAAAUUUAGAAAAAGUGGAUUAGUUCUCUAAUCGUUACUCGCUACGGUCCAAAGAACAAUGCUGUGGGAAAAAAUAACGUUCAGCUGGCAUCGGCAGUCGUUCCCAGCUACCUACCUUACCUCUCUCCCCGCGCCGACCGGGUACCGGGUUCAAUGCGCCUCUCUGCGUUUAUUCAUCGUUUGUGGGAAAAGUUGACCCCCGUUUUUAAAAAUUAUUGUUAACGAAUUCACACGACUCGUAUUGUAUUUGUUGUUACUACCGCAUCUUAGAUGAUCGGAUCGAAAGUUUACAACAUGCAAAGUUUUAAAUGCAACAGGUAUUUAAUUAAAACCCAUACAAAUAAAACUAAUUUCGUGAGUGAUUAAUGAGGCACCAGCGUAAAUACCGAAUGUUUUUAUGCGCCAACCGACAAGGUUGCAGCAUUCCGCAGACCUAAACUAUUUAUUCUGGGCUUUGCCAUGUUUGUCGAGUUUCAACUUCGUCGAAAUUAUUAUCUUUCUGUGGUGCGGAUAGAACAUUUAUCAGAGGAGGACAAUAUUCUUACAUUAGGCAACGUGUGUGAUGUUAGUGAAUGAAAUGUUGAAAUAGCCGUUAAAUAUUAGUUUGCGGAUACGCUCGCCGUAAUGUGAAUAGUGACGACACAAAGUGAUGUGGAUGUAGCAUUAUCUAGUGAAUUUGCGUUCCGUGAGUGAAGUUCGUUUCGAAGAUAUUACUGUGAUAAGUUCCUGCACAAUGGGGAACCAAGGAUCAUCAGCGCACGAGCCGUUCGACAGGGCACAGGCGGCAGCCAAUGUCGACCUCAAAAUGAAAUCGUCAGUGCGUGCGUCGUUGCGGCGAGCGCGCGCGGGCGCGGCGCUGUCUCCGCCGCGCGCCGGCAUGGAGCGGCUGCGGCGCUCGUUCCGGGAGUCGUUCCGGAGGCGCAAGGGCUCGCCGCCCGAGUCCGCCCGGCCGCACCAAUGGCACGCCGACGAGGCGGCCGUGCGCGCCGGCACCUGCACCUUCCCCGUCAAGUACCUCGGCUGCGUCGAGGUCUUCGAGUCCCGCGGGAUGCAAGUCUGCGAGGAAGCGCUAAAGGUGCUUAGGAACUCUCGCCGGCGGCCGGUGCGGGCCGUAUUGCACGUAAGCGGCGACGGGUUGCGAGUCGUGGAAGAAGAAACUAAGGGCCUUAUAGUCGACCAGACUAUUGAGAAGGUUUCGUUCUGCGCGCCCGACAGGAAUCAUGAAAGGGGAUUCAGUUACAUUUGCCGCGACGGUACAACUCGUCGCUGGAUGUGUCACGGGUUCCUGGCGUCGCGGGACAGCGGCGAGCGCUUGUCCCACGCGGUGGGUUGCGCCUUCGCGGCCUGUCUCGAGAGGAAACAGCGCCGGGACAAGGAGUGUGCUGUGUCCAUGAGCAUCGAUGCUGCGAGCCACGCGUUCACUAGACAGGGGUCUUUCCGCAAGUCAGGUAUAACACCUAGGCGCGCUUCAGAAGCAGACGCCAACAACAGCAACAACAGUAACGGCGUGAUCGUCCCGGUGGGAUCCCUGGGCGGCGUGGGCAACCCGGGCGCCACCACCGGGCAUGUGGUACCCGCCAACACGCACCCUGUCAUCGCGCCCGCCGCCUCCCGCCCCGCGCCGCACAACCCCUUCGCGGUAGAGCGACCUCACGCUGCGCCACAUUUGUUAGAGAGGCAGGGCUCUUUCCGCGGAUUUGCGCAUCUUAAUAACAGUUCGCCGUUCAAGCGUCAGAUGUCUCUCCGCAUCAGCGAGCUGCCGUCCAACCUCGAGCGUCAGCGCGCCGGCCUCGGCUCCCCGCCGCGCGGCGUGCCCGCACAGCCGCAGCCCGCCUCCGAGCCGCGGCCCGAACUGCCGCCGCCACAGCAGGAGGCUUCAUCAGCGGACCCCGUGGCGGCGAUGUGCCAGCAGCUGUCGGCGGGGCUGCGUGCACUAGCGGAGGAGCCGGUGGCGGCGGCGGAGCCCGUGCCGGCCGCCGCGCCGCUGCCGCACCCCGACGCGUGGCUCGGGCGCGUGGCGCGGGCGCCGGCGCUGGCGCAGACCGGCCGCGCACUGACCUUCGCCGGCCGCGCCGCCAGCACCAACCCCUUCCUCGAGCCCGCCGGCGCCGCCCCCGCGCUCUAGGCCACGCCCCGCGCCGCUGACCACGCCCCCGAGCCCCUGCUGCUCGUCUUCGACUAGGGCAGCCUCCUGAUAUGUACUGGCCUCUCCUUCAGCGUCGAGAUACGGCUCACAGCAAAUGACUUUGAAGUUGCCUGCUAGUCACUGCGCAACAGUCAAAAUGUACUUACAAUACACAACUGCGCAUGUGCGAGGCAUUAAAUGGCUGAUUUCAGAGGGUCAAAUUUAUUUGACGUGAACCUUACUUCACGCUCAGCGUUUCUGCUUUCUGUCGUCAGCAACUGCAAGGAGUAUUAGCAAUAGCGUAUGCCAGUCAAUCAUACGAAUUGUGUAGCGAGCGCGUUAUAAAUCUUCGAUUUUCUGUGGCCAUAAAUGGCUACCCUUUGAACGAAUCGAUGUUAUCUGUUGUGUAGGACUUAAAAAGGUCAACUAACCAGAGGGCCAAGUAUUUAAAUGGAUGCGAUGCCAUGCUGGAAUCACUGUACUUACUACACUAUUUGAUGUUUCUUAGAAAGUUGACAUAAAUUUCAAGUAAAUGAUACUUAUGCUCGUUAGUAGGAAAAUACGAGUAAAUAACUAAUGAUGUUAUUUUUAUAAUAAUAUUUAUAAAACCUUGACUUAAGAACAUGGCGAGGUAGCGUCAAAUACGAUUAAGACGAAUGUUCCUUUUAGUAAAUUCAAUAGAGACUUGUUGACUAUGAAUCAAUAUCGCGAAUCAGAUCGCACUCGGUACGUGCGAAGCAGUUCUGACUGAGAAUAAACGCAACAAACUGCUUGUUAAAACAUUGGUCUGUGCCCAGAUCCGCUAUACUGCACAAAAACACGCGGGACUUCUCUUACCGUUCCUCUAUUUAUUGUUUUCGGUAUUGUUACAAAAUAAAAGAUUUUGAUAAAAAUGUUGAUGCUUAAGGUUUGGUGCAUACUGUAAUUGUGCCCUUGAAAACCAUAAUAUAAUCAUGUUUUGAUGUUCGUAAAUGUUAUAAAACAUAUAGCUAUCGUAAAACCGUACACUGCAGCAUUUUUGGUAACCUUCAAUGAUUGAUAGUGUUAAAGGAAUUUGAAAAUAAAUAGUGUUCGCGGUCGUAGUGUUAUAUGCUCAAAAGAGCACAAUAUACUCUAUACUCAAUUGUCUAUACGUAAUCGUAAACAUACCAAAAUAAACACGGCUUGUUGCCAAACCGACUGGCACUGUGCGCAGUGCCUGUACAAUGUAUUGUAUAAUGAUAAGUUUCGAAAAAGGUUCAAAUAAUUUGAUACAAAUAUAAAUAUAAUAGGACAGAUAUCCCAGAGUGACAGUUAUUUUUGUAUCAAUAUAACCAGCGUCAGAAUAUGAUGGAUUUUGAAGAAUAAAAUCGGAACUUUGUUUGUUUGUAUUUUUGGCGUGAUGUUUAGCUAAUUUAAUGACUAUUGUACUUAACUUUUUAGUAAACUGCACCGUGCUUUUGCGCCACACAUUUCUACUGUUGUGUAUGUUCAAGUGUUCGUGUCUAUAAUACGUAAUAAGUUAUAUUAAUUUCAUAAUAUUCGUCCAUGCAGUAUUAGUCGUGCCGAUCGGAUUAUAAACACUGUACAACAACAAAAUAAACGAACAAUGCAGUAUUUUAAUAUUAAAUCACUUUAUGUAAUAUAGGAUUUUGGAUAUAUUUUUCCUUUUUUGUAUAUACUUGUAAAGUUGUAAGGUAUUUAUCACUUCACCGUUCGUGGAUCUGUUUUUUAUACUUUUUUAUUACUAUUUUUUCUAUGCUGCUAUGAUUAGUAGGUGUUUGGAUCGAUCAAAUAGUUAAAUAUCAUUUUCAUGUUAGUCAUUUUAAAUUUGCGUACUUACUUUUACAUAUUUAAUAAUAAUAAUUUAGUUAAUAAUGUACGUUAUGAUGUUAUAGUUUUCUGUUAUGUUGAGCCAGCUAUCUUAAGUAUAGAUUACAUGGUAAAAUCAAUUUUAUUUUUGCUGUAAAUAGUUUCUUCGUUUCUAGAUAUGACCACCAUCAUUUUUUUACAGUUUCAUUUGAUAUACAAUUGAAGACGCACGUCUGGUUUAAAUAAUUAACUCCUUAGUGGAAAUUUAACCCAAUUACUGCAAUAACAUGUUGCAUCUCUACAUUCCAGAUAAUUUUUGAAAGUAACACGAAGUUAUUGAUAGAUUUAGUAGUUAUAAUGCAUAUCACUGGCUAGCCUUGCAUAAAUUAAACGCACUUAUGUACUUACGAAUUGUAAAACUUAAAUAGUACUUAAAAGUUAAAGAAAACUUAUUGAAACUUGCCUAGAUAUUAUACUUAUACGAAAAUAAUAUUGUUGUAUGUAAAGCAGCUUUAAAGGCACUUGUUCGGAUAAAUGUAAGCAUGUUAUAAAUGUCCUACUAUGUGUCUAUGAUAGAAUUCGAACUUUAUGAAAUAAAUUUUCGUAGUAUUUACGGAAUAUUUCGUAGUUUUCGGAACUGUCAGCGAUAUACAGACGCUUCGUGUUGAUGUAAUA
Messenger RNA from Helicoverpa zea (corn earworm), 5212 nucleotides. It is a transcript of the gene numb, whose product is annotated as protein numb. The transcript is spliced from 7 exons. The coding region runs from base 1355 to 2746 and encodes 463 amino acids. The record is from RefSeq and is a predicted model, not a curated record. Lineage: Eukaryota; Metazoa; Arthropoda; Insecta; Lepidoptera; Noctuidae.